This is a messenger RNA of Spirometra erinaceieuropaei, 1212 nucleotides long. Lineage: Eukaryota; Metazoa; Platyhelminthes; Cestoda; Diphyllobothriidea; Diphyllobothriidae. The record is from the annotation of a GenBank genome assembly.
AUGCCACCUCAAAUUUUAUCCGAAUUUUUCAUUGCUAUUGCUAUUUCGGGAUUCAUCGCCGAGGCGGUCCUGCAACGGUUAGAGUCACUGGUCUUCCAACACCACAGACGGAAAUUCUGGGCCCGGUAUGUGGAUGAUACCUUCGUCGUCAUCGAACGGGAUCAGGUUUUGACAUUCCAAGAACAUCUCAACGCCGUCUUCCCGGACAUUCAAUUUACGAUGGAGGAGGAAGAGAACAACCAGUUGGCCUUCCUGGAUGUCCUCGUAUGCCGCAAGGAUUGUGGUGGACUAAAGACCAAAGCGUUCAGGAAAGCGACAAAUACGAUUCAAGUACUGAACUUCAACAGUAACCACCCAAUCAGCCACAAACGCAGUUGUGUAAGGACGCUCUAUCGGCGUGUCGAAACGCACUGCAGUGAGCCGGAAGACAAAAUUGCUGAACUACAAUACCUCCGACGGGUCUUCAAAGCCAAUGGCUACCCGCGCAAUUUCGUCGACCGGUGCAUACGCAAAAGGGACGAAAGGCCUAACCACACGGACACCAAGUCUUGGCGGGCACUUCCGUAUGUCAAGAACGUUUCGGAAGCUGUCGGCCGCCUUCUCGCACCACUUGGGGUUGGAGUGGCACACAGACCGGAGGCAACCAUCAGGCGUCUGAUCAUGAAACCGAAAGACCCACUGCCACGGCUAGAAACGUCUGGAGUCGUUUAUCGGAUCUGGUGCAGUUGCGGACAAAGCAACUACGUCGGAGAAACCGGAAGACAGCUCCGAACGAGAAUGGCCGAACACGCGGCAGCGGUGCGCAGAAAUGACGCCAGCUCUCAAGUUGCGGCUCAUUCGACGAGAUCCGGCCACACAUUUAAAUUCGAUGAGGCCGAAAUUCUCGCAAGAGGUGACAACCGAGUGAGCCGAGAGCUAAUGGAAUCAUGGUUUACUGGCCCCCAGUCCAUCAACAAGUGCAACGAUCUUCCCAUUCAAUACAGCGUGCUGAGACUUCGUCUAGGCGGAGUAAUUGGCCACGCGGGGAGCGCACUGGUGAACACUCCUCCCAACACCCGGGUCAACGCAUCAGAUGGUCGAGCAAUCAUCACGCCAACAUCCAACGCACGUGAUGAAAUUGCGGCAAUUAUCGACUCGAAUGUCGGCCAUCAAGCAAUGAUCACCCCAAGUGUGACAAUCCCGAAUGAAGGGGGAAGCCGUGAACGUUCAUAG